CAUUUGGGUUGUAUUAAGACUAAAGGGUAGCACCGAAGUUAAAAAAAUGUAAAACAGUUGGGGUAUUUAGUGUAAAAUGAGUGUAAAAUCCGCGCAUGCGCAUCUAAGAUAUGACCUGAAGUCAAUGGUACGGCACACUCUCCGUCUCCGGGACGAGUGCGUGAAAAUGGUGAAUUCCUAGGUUCCGAACCAAAGUCUAGACUGAUACAUGUAGUGAACCAUAAUAAACGUUGUAUGGUGUGCUUCGGUAAGUGUUUGAGUGGCCCAAAUAAUCAAAUUCACUAAAUGACGUUGACCGGGUCUGAGUCAGUAAUGGCGUUUGCCGUUCACAGACCUAACCACGGCAGAAGAUAUUGAAAUGACAUUUCACAACAUCCCAACUCGGGAGGAUUCAAAGAAAACAAAUUAAUUGUUAGUGCAAUUGUACGUCGCGACGCAUUCGCUAGGCUUACGGAAAUUUGUGUAAUACACUGUGAUACUAACAAAAUGUGAUAUAAAACGACUGAAAUGAAUUUAUAAAAGUGCAUCUUGGCCCCGAAAACAUUUCUAUGCAGUGCUCCUGGACGCACGACUCAUAACGAAACUGUUAUUUUAAGGGUAUAACCAUGGACAAAACCGAUCAGAAAAAGAAUUCAAAACGCCAUGGUGCUAACGAGUCUCAUGGGACGCGCCAUAUUUCCAACUCCAGUUCUGGGGUUUUAAUGGUGGGUCCAAAUUUUCGUGUGGGGAAGAAAAUAGGCUGUGGAAAUUUCGGCGAAUUACGCCUAGGAAAAAAUCUUUAUAAUAACGAACAUGUGGCCAUUAAAAUGGAACCCAUGAAAUCGAAAGCUCCACAAUUACAUCUUGAGUAUAGAUUUUACAAGUUUUUGGGUAGUCAUGAAGGAAUACCAGAUGUUUAUUAUUUCGGUCCUUGUGGGAAAUAUAAUGCUCUGGUGAUGGAAUUACUCGGCCCUAGUUUAGAGGAUCUUUUCGACAUGUGCGACCGGAAAUUUUCUUUAAAGACUGUUUUACAAAUAGCGAUCCAACUCUUACACAGGAUUGAGUAUGUACAUAGUCGUCACCUUAUUUAUCGGGAUGUUAAACCUGAGAACUUCCUUAUUGGACGAAGUAGUACAAAACGCGAAAAAAUAAUUCACAUUAUAGAUUUUGGUUUAGCAAAAGAAUACGUGGAAAUGGAAACAAAUAAACAUAUUCCGUAUAGAGAACACAAAUCGCUGACAGGAACAGCACGAUACAUGUCGAUCAACACUCAUCUUGGCAAAGAGCAAUCUCGUCGUGAUGAUUUAGAAGCUUUGGGUCAUAUGUUUAUGUAUUUUUUGCGAGGGUCACUCCCUUGGCAAGGACUCAAAGCCGACACGUUAAAAGAGCGAUAUCAAAAAAUUGGUGACACAAAACGUGCCACACCAAUUGAAGUUCUCUGUGAAGGACAUCCAGAAGAAAUGGCAACUUAUCUUAAAUACGUGCGACGGUUGGAUUUUUUUGAAACGCCAGAUUAUGAAUAUUUAAGGAAUCUGUUCCAAAAUUUAUUCAACCGCAAAGGUUAUCCAGACGAUAAUGAAUUUGACUGGUCGGGAAAGACAAUGAGUACCCCCGUCGGUUCUCUACAAACAACAGCACAUGAAGUAGUAGUUUCUCCAAAUAGGGAAAGACAUAUUACAAAUAAGACAACUAGCAAAGCAAAUGCAUGGCCUGAAGCUUCGAAGCAGAGUACAUUGGGCAACUUGACACCAGCUGACCGUCACGGUUCUGUACAGGUUGUUAGUUCGACCAAUGGCGAAUUAAACGCCGAUGACCCCACAGCUGGACACAGCAACACACCUAUAACUCAACCUCAGGAAAUUGAACUUCUUGAUGAAACAAAAAAACGAAUUUGUGUGUGGUUAUCUUUUAGGUGCUGCUGUUUCUUUAAGAGAAAGAAGAAGAAAGGUGUACGCACUAAAUGACUACAAUACAGCGAGACAGACCAACAUCUCACACUGUUGCCGUGUGGACAUAGUAGUGCUGCAACACUUAAUUGACUAUGUUUAAAUGAAGACUUCUGUCGACUUGUUACGUUGUACUAUUUAAAUAGCUAAUUUAGGUUAGCCUUAAUUUAAAUAUAAGUUAGUAUAAGUCAUACCAUAUCUGUGAACGUCUACGGAAGCCUUACUCGUCCUCGGUUCUGUACUUUUUUCCAUUUGUAUUUUUAAUCUUACCUAGUUUGUCGUAUUUAUUGUUUACCAAAUACUACGUUGUAUGAAUUAUUUGACUUAGUGUAGUGUGUGUUCUAGUAAACAUUUAACAUAUAAUUUUUAUCUAUGAAAGGAGAACAUGUUGAUUUUUGCGAGUAAGGCCGAGUUUUAGUAUGUUUGAUAAGGGAUGAUUCUUACUGAACAAUGUAAAAUGAUAAUUGAGGUGUAAAUAAUCUAACAGCCUUUCACCGCAUUUACAAUUGUUUGGAACACGCAUCAUUCUUAACGCCAAAUUUAUUAUUGCUAUUUUUUAAAYCUUGCUCUUUUUGUUUGUAUAUAGUAAUGUUCGCAUGUUGAACGUUAAAAUAUUUAAUUCGCAGUCUUUUUUUUAUAUAAACAAAUAUAUUUGGCACGUUCAAUAUGGGGACCUGAAGGAAUUUUAACGUAAAGUUGUGAUUUAAUCGUUGUAUAAAUUUGCUUUGUUGUUGAUCUCAAGUAAAAAUUGAUCGACUGCUUAACUCUUCUUUAAACCACAAGCAACCUACAAGUUUAUAUGAACGUUGAUAACUUGUGGCUCUACUUUAUACCAACAAUAUGAUUUUAAUAAUUUCUUUUGUGGCUCGUAUAAAAUAUAGAAUGUUAGAACACA
Molecule: messenger RNA, 2820 nt
Organism: Tribolium madens (black flour beetle)
Lineage: Eukaryota; Metazoa; Arthropoda; Insecta; Coleoptera; Tenebrionidae
Product: casein kinase I-like
Exons: 8
Coding region: 606-1943 (445 amino acids)
Biological process (GO): peptidyl-serine phosphorylation; signal transduction; positive regulation of canonical Wnt signaling pathway
Cellular component (GO): plasma membrane; cytoplasm; nucleus
Molecular function (GO): protein serine/threonine kinase activity; ATP binding
Source: RefSeq, a predicted model, not a curated record